AGCUGCAAAUGCCAACCCAGCUGUUGUGGACUGGGUUAAGGCCGUGUGGGUUUUUUCUUGGCCUGGAGAAGUUGGAGGAAGGACCGUCUGUGGCGUUUAACGUGGUCUCUGGAGCCGACCGUGGGAGGAUCUUGCUGGGCCGUGGGUGCUUGGUGUGGGACUGCAUUGCUCAGAACGUGGCAGGGGAAACACGGACAAAAGGAGCCACCUUGAUUUUCCUUCUUUCUCAUCGGGAAACAAAUACGAAGCCUGUUCUGGCUCAAGAAGACUGAGCUGCCUAUUUGGGACUUCAUCAGGUGUCAGUGGGUCAACUGAGGCAUGGCCACUGGAAAGCCCUGCUGGUUCACGGGGUCCUCCAGGAUGGCUGCUGGAUUCCCGAGGCAAGUGGUAGUGCCUCGUAAUCCGAAGCUAGUCAGAGAGACGGAGAAGCCUGCAACUCUGACUCCCUCUGCCUUCCUGAAGGAGAUGACUCUUAGCACCAAGCAGAGGCUGGCCAGCACUCGGGAGAUGCGGCGGCCCCAGAUUACCCAGCUUCUCGACGUGAGUGAAGCCUCCCGUCAUAAGUUCUCGGCACCUUCCCCGAGACAGCGCUCGUUCCAGCCUUUCCCGUCAGAGGUGGUAUUCCAGAGCUACGUCCCCUAUGAGGUCUAUGAAGUGCCACUGACUCUGAGGAACGAGGACAAGGUUCCUCAGCUGCUGAAGGUCACCUUGGAGAGGUCACCUUAUUUCAAGUUGAUCAGCCACCAUGCCGUGUGCCGCAAAGUACCGCCUGGCAUGCUUGUGACUUUCCACAUCGUUUUCACCCCCAAUGAGAACAAGGAUUAUUUCCACGAGCUCAUCUGCAUCACAGAAAGGGAGAAGUUUGUUGUGCCAAUCCGAGCUAUAGGUGCCCGAGCUAUCCUGGACUUCCCCGACCAGGUGAACUUCUCAGCCUGUCCAGUCAAGUACAGCACCCAGAAAACGCUGCUGGUUCGCAAUGUUGGUAACCGGGCGGCCCGCUACUGCAUCAGCACGCAGAGCCCUUUCUCUGUCGAUCCCUCUGCUGGGACUCUUGGGAUUGGUGAUGCCGUACAAGUAACAGUGGACUUCCACCCACAGAAGACUGGUGAUUAUUCCGGGUCCCUGACAGUACACUACGACACAGGUGAAGAUACGCACACAAGCCUUCAUGGAGCCGCUGAAGAUGUCAACAUCAGGCUGGACAGAAACUCCUUGGCAGUUGGGAAGACCUACAUCACGCUGUCAAAUCACAGAUGUGUGGUCAUCCACAACCGGAGUAAAAUCAUAGCCCACUUCCAGUGGAAGGCUUUUCUUACUCAAGAGGAGGAGGAUCAGGAGAAGCUGAGGCGCUGUCGCAAGCUGCAGAAGCAGGAGGAGAAUGAGAGGAAUUCUUUUCUCAAGCAGCGCGCGGUGGACCCCACGCUCCAAGAACGCCUUGCCCUUCUCUCCCGUGCCUUCCAGAACCAGAGGGCAAAGGUGCAGGAAGACUCUAUGCUUUUCUCUGAUGAUAUUUUUGCCAUUGAGCCAGUGGAGGGAGAUGUCUGGCCAAAUUCUUCAAUUGAAAUUAAGGUGAUCUUCAAACCCCGAGAAGCCCGAGUCUAUCAACAAACAGCCUACUGCGACAUCUCAGGCUGUGAGACCAGGCUGCCCCUGCGCAUCAAAGGGAGCGGCAUAGGGCCCCAGCUGCGCUUCAGCUUUGACCAGCUGGACAUCGGGAAGGUUUUUGUUGGAUCAGCCCAGAGCUAUGAGGCGAUCCUGUUUAACAAAGGAGUCAUCGAUGCCCCCUUCAGCUUGGUCCCUCCAGGGACGGCUCUGGGCUCCUGCUUCUCCUUCCACCCCCAGGAGGGCAUCAUUUCACCAGAUGGCCUCCAAAUCCUCCGGAUCUCCUUCAGUUCCACCAUCCUGGGGCCAUUCACAGAAGAAUUCCGGUUCAGUGUGGGUGGGUCCCCUGAGCCUGUGACCUUGACUGUCAGGGGCUGUGUCAUUGGACCAACUCUCCAUUUCAAUGUACCUUCCCUCCACUUCGGUGAUGUCUCCUUUGGCUUUCCUCACACCCUGUCGUGUCGCCUCACUAACACCUCCUUGGUGCCUGUGACUUUCAACCUUCGCAUUCCUGGCGAUGGCUCAGGACAGCACAGCAUCACCAGUUUUACUCAGAUUUCAGACAACGCUUGCCCGUCCUGGAGGAAGGGAGCCCAACAUCACGUCGAGCCAAUGGAAUUUACCAUAAUGCCUUGCAAAGGCACCGUCCGCUCCCAAGGAGCCCUGGAUAUCCAGGUCACCCUGUGUUCCAACACGGUGAGGCAAUACGAGCUGGCGCUGGUGCUGGACGUGGAUGGUGUUGGCCAGGAGGUGUUGGCGCUGCCUCUCACAGCCAGAUGUGUGGUUCCUCCGCUGCACGUGCUCAGCCCUGUUCUGAGAUUCGGACGGUGCUUUCUGAAAUUCCCUUACGAGCGGACACUGACCCUUCUGAAUGACAGUGAUCUUCCAGGCUGCUAUGGAGUCCUUCCUCAGGUUUGGCAUUGCGAGGAUGCUGCUGUGUGGUACUCCAGCCCUGUGCCGUGUGGGAUUAUCCAGCCUCACAGCUCGGUGGAGAUCCCGUUUACGCUGGAAGCCCAGGCGAUGGGAAGGCAGGACACUAUUGCUAGUGUCUCAGUGUUUGGGAAUGAAAGAUCCCCGCUGAAUGUGUCUUUAGUGAGCGUUGGAGAAGAACCGGUUGUCUAUGUGCAUCCGAGGGAGAUAAAUUUCGGCAGUAUUCAAGUUCUACAAGAUGCGUCCAAAAGUCUCCACCUCUCCAAUCAGGCUGUCAUCCCUGCAUCCUUCUGUGUAGAGAUGGCUGGCAAACGCUCGCGCUGGAGGAUUGAACCCAGUAAAGGAGUGAUCCCCCCCGAGAGCGAGGUGUCUGUGGCCAUCAUAGCAAACUUGGACGACACCGAGAGAUUUGAGGAUGAGGUGAAGGUGUCCAUAGAGAACAGCCACACCUACGUCAUCCCCGUCCAGGCUGUCGGCACGGGCACAACGAUUGUCACCGACAAACCCAUUGCUCCGGAGCUCAACUUGGGCCUCCGCUUCAGGUAG
Molecule: messenger RNA, 3078 nt
Organism: Falco peregrinus (peregrine falcon)
Lineage: Eukaryota; Metazoa; Chordata; Aves; Falconiformes; Falconidae
Product: hydrocephalus-inducing protein homolog
Exons: 20
Coding region: 319-3078 (919 amino acids)
Biological process (GO): axonemal central apparatus assembly; cilium movement
Cellular component (GO): axoneme
Source: RefSeq, a predicted model, not a curated record